Molecule: messenger RNA, 1953 nt
Organism: Syzygium oleosum
Lineage: Eukaryota; Viridiplantae; Streptophyta; Magnoliopsida; Myrtales; Myrtaceae
Product: beta-amylase 2, chloroplastic
Exons: 8
Coding region: 290-1921 (543 amino acids)
Biological process (GO): polysaccharide catabolic process
Molecular function (GO): beta-amylase activity
Source: RefSeq, a predicted model, not a curated record
UUAUUUAGAUUGUACGCAUGGAUCUAGCCUUGGAUCCAGCAAACCAUUUUCUCCCGCUCCUCACCCCCACCCUCGUCGUCGUUCCUACGCUCUCUCCCUCCGUCUUCUUCCUCUUCUUCUUCCCGAGAAAGUCUGCCAUCAUUCAACGAUGCAGAAGCUGAUAAAGCUCGGCCAAGAAGCUCAUCUUCUCUCGCAGCUUCUGCUAUCUCCCUAGCUUCGCCCCCCCUUCUCAUCAAAACCACGACCACCGCCGCCCCCACUUGGCUGCUUCCUCGGGAGCCAAGAAACCAUGGCGGUGUCUUCCGUUCGGCUCGGGAAGAUGGGCACGCCGUGCUCGGACGCUCCGGCGUGGAGGGUUCCGCUUCCUUCGCGGGUCGGUGCCGCGGGCCGGCGCCGGAGCUCGGUCCGGUGCUCUCCCUGUCGCUGGGGGGACGCGCGUUUGGUCGCGGCCGCGCGGUCGAGGACGCGAGCCGUGGUCGCCGAGAGCGAAGGCGGCCGGGUUGCCGGCGAUUCUGCGGGCGCUCCCGAGGACAAACAGGUUGCAGACCUGCCUAUUAAGCUUCCAGAGCGUGACUUUGCUGGCACACCAUAUGUUCCUGUCUAUGUGAUGCUGCCGCUGAGUGUUGUGAACUUGGAAUGCGAAUUAGUUGAUCCCGAAGGUCUGCUAGAGCAGUUAAAGAUAUUGAAGUCAGUUAAUGUUGAUGGUGUCAUGAUUGACUGUUGGUGGGGAAUAGUCGAGGCAGAUGCACCACAAGCAUAUAAUUGGAGCGGCUACAAGAAGCUAUUUCAGAUGGUGCGUGACCUCAAGCUUAAGUUACAGGUCGUCAUGUCGUUCCACGAAUGUGGAGGCAAUGUUGGUGAUGAUGUACAUAUUCCACUGCCAUCCUGGGUGAUGGAAAUCGGUCAAAAGAACCCCAAUAUCUAUUUUACCGACAGAGAAGGGAGACACAAUACGGAAUGCCUCACAUGGGGAAUUGAUAAGGAAAGAGUUUUGAGAGGCCGUACUGCUGUUGAGGUUUAUUUUGACUAUAUGAGAAGCUUUCGCGUGGAAUUCAAUGAGUUCUUUGAGGAUGGAAUCAUCUCAGAGAUUGAAAUUGGCCUAGGCCCAUGUGGGGAGCUACGGUAUCCUUCUUAUCCUGCCAAACAUGGUUGGGAAUAUCCUGGCAUUGGUGAAUUUCAGUGUUAUGAUCAGUACUUGAUGAAGAGUUUGAAAAAGGCAGCAGAAGUGAGGGGGCACUCCUUUUGGGGUAGAGCACCAGAUAAUGCGGGUUGCUAUAAUUCUCGGCCACAUGAGACUGGCUUUUUUCGCGACGGAGGUGAAUAUGACAGUUACUACGGGAGAUUCUUUCUCAAUUGGUAUUCUCAGGUUUUAAUAGAUCAUGGAGAUCGUGUGCUUGCUUUAGCCAAUUUGGCUUUCGAAGGAUGUUGCAUAGCUGCGAAGUUAUCCGGAAUUCAUUGGUGGUACAAGACAGCCAGCCAUGCUGCUGAAUUGACUGCUGGGUUCUACAACCCAUGCAAUCGCGAUGGUUAUGCUACAAUUGCAUCAAUGUUAAAGAAGCACGAGACAGCAAUGAACUUUACAUGUGUUGAAUUACGCACAUUGGAUCAAUAUGAGGACUUCCCAGAGGCAAUGGCCGAUCCCGAGGGAUUAGUUUGGCAGGUGUUGAAUGCUGCAUGGGAUGUGCAAAUACCCGUCGCGAGUGAGAAUGCCUUACCUUGCUAUGAUGGAGAAGGCUUCAACAAAAUACUAGAGAACGCGAAGCCUCGCGAUGAUCCCGACGGAAGACAUUUAUCUGCUUUUACAUAUCUCAGGCUCAGCCCAACUCUGACUGAGGGAAAUAACCUGAUGGAGUUUGAGCGCUUUGUUAAGAGAAUGCAUGGCGAGACCGUUCUUGAUAAACUUACAAGAGAUAAUAUAUGAUAUGAGCAAAUUGUCAGCAUUCUUUUCCACAA